AUGCACCCCGACCCCGUCGACAAUAUAAAUCAUCCAGUGAAAGCACGACUCAUCUCAAAACUACACAACCAUGAGCAUGUUCUAAGAGAAAUGCAGAGAUACAGUCGCAGUCGCAAGGAUUGGUCGGCUUUGCCGCAAUCAGCACAUGCAGCAAAUACCAUUAAUCCCAUCCGACGAAUCGCUGACGCUGUUACGGUAGCGGCGAAUCCGAACAAAAGCCUCAUCAAGCUGCAUCUUGGCGACCCAACACUUACUGGAGCUUUGCCACCAAGUAAUGUGGCUGUAGAUGCGCUUGUCGAGGCAACGACCUCCCACAUGUUCGACGGAUACGGUCCAGCUGUUGGCGCAUUAGCAGCUCGCGAAGCUGUUGCCGCCAAGUACAGUCAUCCGGAAGCUCCAAUUAAUGCCGAUGACGUCAUUUUGGCAAGCGGCUGUUCUCAUGCAUUGCAGAUGGCCAUUGAAGGUCUAGCAAAUCCUGGGGACAAUAUUCUUAUCCCUCAGCCAGGAUUCCCACUCUAUUCAACGUUGUGCAGGCCACAUGGGAUUGAGGAUCGCGCCUACAAAGUCGACAUGGCGAAUGGCGGUCAGAUUGACCUGGAAUAUCUCGAAACGCUAAUCGAUGACCGUACUCAAGCUCUCAUCGUGAACAAUCCUGGGAAUCCAACCGGAGUGGUAUUCAGCAAAGAACAUCUGCAGGACAUUUUGGCGUUGGCUAGUCGUCAUCGACUUGUGAUCAUUGCGGACGAGAUCUAUGGAGACUUGACGUAUGAUGGUGCAGUUUUCCAUCCGAUCGCUACGCUUUCCCCAAAGGUUCGCUUCAUUUUCGAUUAG
Molecule: messenger RNA, 831 nt
Organism: Strongylus vulgaris
Lineage: Eukaryota; Metazoa; Nematoda; Chromadorea; Rhabditida; Strongylidae
Source: the annotation of a GenBank genome assembly